Molecule: messenger RNA, 4572 nt
Organism: Symbiodinium sp. CCMP2456
Lineage: Eukaryota; Dinophyceae; Suessiales; Symbiodiniaceae
Source: the annotation of a GenBank genome assembly
AUGGUGGGUGGAUGCAUUAACCUAUCCUUUGCUCUCGUCGUCGCGACUUCGACCCUUUUCGUCUGCACACUGGCGGAGGAUGCCUGUCCUGCCCCCGCUAGAAGCCAGGCCCAUGCUUUGCUCCAAAGCCACUCUGCACGCGAGCACAUCGCAAGCUUAGCACAGGGAUCGAAUCAAAGCCAAAGCGAUCCGUCAGAGGCCAACUACUCCAAUGCUUCAGCCAUCAUUGCCCUGGUAGAUGCAUGUUUGCAGAAUCGCAUGACAGGGGAUGAACAGGAGCAAGCCUUAUGGGACUUGGUGAGGACAGCUGAGAUUCUUUCCAAGUUGAUGGAUGCCAACGUCUCAGUGAAAGCUUUGGGCUCGGACUUGCCCGAUGACAAAGGCGUGAUCGAGGCUGCCAUGGUUGCUGGCCGGGAUGCCGCAGAAGCCUUGGUCAGGAAGCAGUUCGAGGCUGAGGCAGCGACGCUUCUGGGAGAGGCCAAUCUGACUCAAGAGGCCAUCGAUCAUUUCACGGAGAAGGUCGCUAAGAUGGCUGAAAUGUGUGGAGAUUCCUCAGAAGCCCAGACCUUGGCAGACGACGAAGCGUCCAUUAUGUCGCGGAACAUGGCCCCAGAAGAAGCUAGGAUUGCAAAGGAGCUUGCUGACUAUGUGGAAGGCCUUUGCCAGUCGGAUGUCUUGGAUUUGGAUUUCUUUGUGGGCCGGCUUGCUGAUGAGUCGCCGGAGUGCAAUGCCCUGGUGGCUGACUCCCAACUCCUUCAAAUGCAAAAGCACCUCUCAGCGCUGGAUUUCUAUGCCAAGAGCGCCCUCGUCCUGCAUGAUGAGGAGAACCGCCUGGGCCAUCACUUUGCCAAGAGGCUGCAUAGGCACCAGAGGGAGGAAGCCAGGGAAGUGGAGCCCUUGCUGAUGCGAGCAGCGUUGAAGCAUGGCUCCAGCAAGCCGAGGAUGGCACGUCUUUUCUAUUUGGACCGGCUUUACUACGACAAGAUCCAUGGCUUCAGCAAGGACCAGUAUUGCGAUUCCAACUUUCGUUUGCAGAAAGAACGGCCAGAGCAUUGGAUCAGCCAGAGUCAGGAAAUCCGGGCAUACGUUAACUGCGUGUGUGUGAAGAAGCGGCCAUCGCUCUGGUGCGAUGCCCACCAUGCAGAGCCCUUAGCCCUUCUGCAAGCGAAGGUGGUGCAAGAACUGCAGGAGGCGAGUCGCAAACUGGACUCGCAGUCGCUGCUCCAGCUUCAGACAAAGACGCCUGUUGGUUUGGGGGCAUGUCAGGAUGCUGAUGGGAAGCCCGCUGCCUUUGAUUGCUCCUUUUGCGUGAAUGGCAACAACUGCAUCAGCACCAGCGGGUCCUACAGCCUCGACGUCUUUGGAAGCAUCAAGGAGCUUAUGGGCACGUCGGCCAGCUGUGUGAAGGGCUAUUGCACUCCUUGCAUGGGCGUGAAGCCGGGCGAUCCUUUCCAGUUCAAGCUGGAUAUUGGAGUGGAGGUUUCAGAAUGCGGCAGCACUGCAGCCUUCCUGGCCACGUAUCACUACUUUGCGGAGCUCAAGCUGUGCAUUGGGGGUGUCUUGGGUGAGGCUGCUGACAAGAUUGGUUGGAGUCUUUGCCAAAGUCUUGGGAAAUUGAGCUAUCAUCCCUUCAUUAGCAAGGUCCACUUCGCAAUGAGCCUCCCGAUCCCGCUCCCCCCACCAAUCGGAGUGGCGGCAAGCCUUGCUGUGAACUUGAACUUGGGAGAUAUCUCCCAGGCCUGUGACAACCAUUGCGCCACCUUUGGUCCUUCUCAACACUUCCGAUGCUUGCAAGAGUUCUACGCUGCGAGGGGAGUGACAGGUGUGGACUUCAAAGUGGAGGUCCUGCUGGGUGUCAGCAUCCCUUUUGUCGGCACUGUUGGCAAAUGGUUCAAGGUGCUUGGCUUCAGCUUCAUGGAAGGCGACAACAGCCGUGAGAUUGCCAAGAACAAGGCUGGACCCUAUGCUGGUGAUGGGGACAACCGCGCCAACGAGGACUGCAGGGGCUGUGGAGAUGACUGCAGUAUUUGGCGUCCUGACCCCAACAAUCCAAGGUCUCUCUGCAUCAGGCGUGAUGAUUACAACGGUGGCUGGGGCAUGCAGCUGGAGAUCGCUUGCCCUGUGGACAAUAGCCAUCUGAAGGUUAUCGUGCCGAUCGGCUCCAGCUCCGUGAACACCAAAUGCGCCAUGCCCGAUGAGCCGGUGACGUGCCGCUCCGACGGUGGGAACCAGGGCGUUCGGCUGGGCUUCGACACACACGCAGAUUCCUACUCCGUGUACCGGGCCCGAGAUGGGCACCGAUGGUGUGCGCGCAGGACGGAUCACGGUGGCGGCUGGGGGCUCAACCUCCAGCUCGAAUGCGAUCCAACCGGUGGAUCCUUUGGCUUCCAAGUGCGCAACAUUCACAUGGGCAGCAGCCACGCCAACAUGAAGUGCCUGCUGGUUACCCACGAGAUGCUUUGCGAUGCGCACACAGCUGACUCAGCGUACCGUACCAACGACGAUUGCAGAAACUGUGGUGAUUCUUUUUAUGUGACCGUCGACAACCCAUGGGGAUAUGUCUGUGCCCGCAGGACAGAUUUCCAUGGUGGCUGGGGCUUAAACCUGUGGUUCAAUUGCAACAGUCUCCAAGACAAUGUUCGAACCAGGAGAGAUGUGCACAUUGGCAGCAGCCAUUCCAACAGCAAGUGUGUCUGGGGCGGCUCCACUAAUGUCAUGUGCGCUUCUUAUGCUGCAAAUUCUGGCUACCGCCGCAACAACGAUGCCCAUGGUGAUAGUUUCGAGAUCACAACCAACGGUGGGCACGUCUGUGCCAGGCCUGAGAAGGAAAUGGAGCCGGGCCUUUCAAGCAUGGCCGCGCUCCGGGAAGAGAGGCAGAACUGGAAUUCUGGCACCGAAGUCGUGCAGCUCGUGAGCCACAAAGGCUCCCUCUUCGCUUCGGUUGGCUACUGGAUGCAUCCAUCUCACCACCCAGGUCGGAUUCUACGUUUGGAUUGCCCAACUUGCGAAUGGGAGAUGGAACACCCAGAAGAAGGCAAUGUGUAUAUGAGCUAUGUGGUACGUCUCGAAUGUCUGAAGUCAGUCAAAUGGACGUCCACCCUCCCAAACCCUGUGACAACGCAGAGCGGCACCCAUGAGUUGUUGCAUGCCACUGGUUACUUGGACUGGCUGGGGGAAGCUCAUUGCGUCUUUUGCACUCGCAACGAUGCCACAAAGCUUUGGGCAUGCAACCCGUUCUACAAAAGCACGCCUUUUACAGAGAAUGGCUUCACUGGGCGGUCCAUGAUCCAUUACAAGGACCCCAUCACCGGGUUGGAGCAGAUCAUCCUUCCGACAGGAAAGGAUGGCGUGACUCGGGGCUAUUACGAUCCGAACAGCCCUGUCCGCGUGUCGUUCGAUUACCAUAUCGAGUCUGGCACAGAGAAUCUUCCACAGCGGCCACUCGCAGUAGCUGAAAUGGGUGGUCAUGUGUACAUGGCCGUUGGCCCACUCCUCAUGAAGCGUUCACAGGGACGGACGGACGCAACGUGGACUACGGUUCUCGAUAUGUUGCAACAUGACACUGGGGUCACACAGACGGAUGAGGCCGUAGGCGGACUCCGCGGUCUCACUGCAGUUGACAAUCCCGCAAGUGCUACUGGUAAGUCAUUGCUGGUGGCAUGGAACCCAAACGGACGCUCACAGGGUUGCAUAUAUCGGUUAGAUCCGAAGACCGGCACCGAUGGCUUCGACGUGGCACUCGAGAAAUGUGUCAAACAAAUGAUGAGGGACACUUACGACCCAAAUGGGAAGUUUCCUUAUGCUCUUGCAGCCUACAACGACAUCCUGGCAGUGCCCGCGAGAAACGGCGGGGUUGUUCAUCUCAUUGGCUUCAUGGUGCUUCUGUGGGGUCCCACUGCCCAUUCCCUUCCUGCGAAUCCUGGCCAAUGGAACUUGGACGAGACUACGGGCAAGGGCGGAAGUUAUUGGGCAGGUGGUGGUUACAUGAUUCGCCGGUCGAUUUCGGAUUAUGAAGCUCGCGAAAUCGGUGGAAGGAGAUGCAGCCCAGACCAAGCAGAUCCAGUGCUAACAUCAGUUCGAGCAUAUGCUUUGUCCCCAUUCCCCGAACAGAAGGGUGUUUAUUUCGGUGGCUACGACUGCAAUUUCUUUUCGUCCAGCAACAGUGCUUGGGUCUUCUGGGGCUCAGACUGCGCCACGCAUGACGAUCCAGAAGUCGCAGCCCCUGGCUGCGCGCAGCCGUCCCAACAAGGAUCCAGUUGCACCCCAAUUUCCGCAACCACAACUACAACUGCACCAGAACAGACGCCUGCAGAGGGAGGCAACAGUACGACUAUGACAACUGAAAGUACAGACAAGUCUACGAGUCCGCCGACGAGCACAUCUCAGGUGGGUGACACCUCGCAUGCAGAGGGAGGCAACACGACGGCCACGACAACAGCAGUCACUGACAAUCCGGCAGGCACUGUGCAGGCUCAGGAUGGUCAGGUCAGUAGCAUCUCGCUGCGGCAGUCUUGCCUCUACGUCCUACCCUGCGUUCUGCUGCAUUGGCAAUCUUUGCUUACGGGACUGUAG